Hippocampus comes (tiger tail seahorse) is the source of this 1872-nucleotide messenger RNA. It is a transcript of the gene tmem106c, whose product is annotated as transmembrane protein 106C. Lineage: Eukaryota; Metazoa; Chordata; Actinopteri; Syngnathiformes; Syngnathidae. The record is from RefSeq and is a predicted model, not a curated record. The transcript is spliced from 7 exons. Bases 311 to 1126 code for a protein of 271 amino acids.
AACGCGAUGAGAUGAAGUUGCCGGAAGCGGACCGAAUGCUCCUCGUGUGACAGUGAUUGAAACGAACUGAGGAGGUCGAAGCUUUCAUUGUUAAAAGUUCUUUCCGGUGUAGUUAAUUACAGUUGGCUACUUUUGAUUUAUGUCUGUCCGUGCAUUAUUUUUUGGUGGUGGUUGAGAGGUAGCUAUCUGUUUGCUUGUACGCAAUAGAACUUUAAAAGUAGUUUUUUUAUGCACAAAUGUCUCGUUGUCACUACCCUGCAGACGAAGAGACAAAAAAACAGGCAUUGACAGUGCAUGCAAGCCGUCCGACAUGGGGAGCGCGUUUUCUCGCCUCGACGGCAACAGACUGUCGAGCCUGCGGGAGAGGUUGAAGGGCAACCGGCGGCCAGGUGAGGGGAGGCCGACAGACUUCGACGAUGACUCCCUGGAUGGACUCGUCAGGAGCGAAGACAUUGCCCAGUUUCCUUACGUGGAGUUCACCGGCAGAGACAGCAUAACGUGCCCGGCGUGUCAAGGAAGUGGACGCAUGCCAACGGAUCAAGUCAAUGAAUUGGUUGCAUUGAUCCCAUAUACCGACCAAAGGCUGCAGCCUCAAAGAACCAAGCUCUACGUGGUUCUGUCCGUCGUGCUGUGUUUCCUUGCGUCCAUGCUGGUGGCCUUCUUCCUCUUCCCGCGAACAGCGAUUGUGGUGGAUGAUGGGAUAUGUGCGGUGACGGUGCACUUUGACCCCGCAACCUACAAGGUCCAGAUGAACUUAACGAGCACGCUGAACUUCAGCAACCCAAAUUUUUUCUCAAUGUUGGUGGAGAGUGUUAGCUCUCAGGUGCUCUACAUGAAGAAGGUGAUCGGCACGCGUCAGCUUAGCAUUGCCACCACCAUCUUACCACUUAGCAAGCGUCAGGUGAACUACACGGUCAGCGUGGAGAUUGGCAGCAGUGCACCAUAUGUCUAUGCUUUCUGCACCAUGCGCAGCAUCAAGGUCCACAACAUCCUUGUUUUCAUGCAAACCUCGGUGAAAACCUCACACAUGGUGCGAACGUCCCAGAACAGCCUGGAAGCGUAUCACUACAUCGACUGUGGCUCCAACACCACAUACCAGCACUGGCACCCCUUCGUGGCCCCCUAGCCAACUCUCAUUACCACAGAUGUGGGGAGGGAUGGUGUAUUCCUUCACUGGAGUGUUUGGUUGAAGUUUGCACAUGAUUGGGUUCCAUGACCAAACUGCCUCUUGAAUUGAGCAGCUUCCCAAACAAGGUUAUAUGGGUUUUUUUUUUGUUUUUUUUUUUAUGAUUCAGGUACCAAACAAAAAAAAGAAUUCUCAAAACUCAGACAUUGCACUUGUAGAUUAGAAGUUGAAUAGUCUUUGCCAAAGAUAAACUCUUGAAGGAAGCGUGUAUUUAAUAUUUAUUUUCAUGAUUAUUCUUUUUUUUUUUUCUUUUUUGCCACGAUGUUUAACACUGUACGAUUGACAGAAUGUUUAUUUGCGCAGACUGUCCCAGUCCGCGAUAGACUCUUGUUGAAAAGGAGAAGUACGCCUACAGUUUCGAAGAGCAAACCCUAUCGUAAAGCCAAAGUGACUGAGAAAUGCAAACCCAAUGAAACCUUUUGGAAAUGCUGUUCGUGGUUACAAAUGUUAAUCCGGCUGCAAAGAAUUUGUAAACUACAGCGCACGUCUAUGUGUUUGAUUAGGAAGACGUGAGGCUAACAUUCGUGCAUUUGAACAAUCAUAAGGCAAAGAAUCAAGGUGUCUAAUUUUUUUUUUUUUUUUUUUAUGGGGUGCUAUUUGUACAAUGAAGCUUUCUCUGACUAAAACAUUUUAGCAGAUGUUUUAAAAAUAAUGACUUUGACAUGUGUUGUAAGAAUAAAGAAGCA